Molecule: messenger RNA, 2034 nt
Organism: Fundulus heteroclitus (mummichog)
Lineage: Eukaryota; Metazoa; Chordata; Actinopteri; Cyprinodontiformes; Fundulidae
Product: AP-5 complex subunit mu-1-like
Exons: 8
Coding region: 156-1628 (490 amino acids)
Biological process (GO): endosomal transport
Cellular component (GO): AP-type membrane coat adaptor complex; late endosome; lysosome
Source: RefSeq, a predicted model, not a curated record
GCGUGCUUGUCACGUGAGAUAACAACAGGAAAGGAACUGCUGCACAGAGGGGAUAUAUUACCCUGAGAACGAAAUACAUAGCUAAAUAUAAGAAAGGAAAACAUGCAAAAGUGAUUUUUUUUUUAGAUGUUAGGGAAGUUGUUACAACCGGACAGAUGAGUUUACGAGCUUUGUGGAUUAUUUAUAAUGAGAAAGGAGAAAAUGCAUCAAUACGGUUUUCAAGGAGGUUCUCCACUGUGGAACACCGUGCUAAAAGCCUGGCAGGUUCCUCCUAUGUUGCAGUCCCAGAAGACAGCAGCUUCCUGCAGCUCCUGCUCACCGAGCUGGGCCUUUCAGGCUCUCACAAGUCCUACGUAGCUGCCAGAGACGAUUGUCUGUACCGUCCACGGUCACCAGCUGUGGAGCUACGCUUGGACGGAAAGGGAACAUUGUGGCCUGUCCUGGCUCUUUCUCAGGCGCCACUCAUCCUGGCUUGCCUGCCACUAGUGGACAUCCCUUCAGAGCCGCGGCCUCCUCUGGCCAACCUGCUGUCAGUUUCGCAAGGUCUUACGUUUCUAGCCGGCCUCCAGACCUUUCUCCUUGGAUCAGCGGGAAAUCUUGAUAGUGAGGGGCUGGUCUCUCGUAUGGCAACGCUGCCAUCGCUCCUCUUGCAGGUCUGCCCUCUUGGCACACUCCUGGAUACCCCCCAAGCGGUAACGCCCACUGCACCCACGGUGCCCACCUCCGCUGGCGCCCAGAAGCAGCCGGCCUGGAAGACAGGCCUACAUCGCGGCCGAGCCAUGGUGAAUGUGGCAGUGGUGGAAACGGUACGCUCAAUGCAGUAUGGGAGCCCCACCAGACAGGACUUGUGGGAUGUUUAUGGGACUGUGACCUGCAAAUGUGAAGUGGAGGGGGUGCUACCAAACGUCACUGUGACCCUGUCAUUGCCGCACAAUGGUUCUCCACUGCAGGACAUCCUGGUCCAUCCCUGCGUAACCUCACUGGAUUCCAGCAUCUUGACCGCCAGCAGUGUCGAUAAUGCCGAUGGCUCGGCUUUCUCCGGGCCAUACAAGUUUCCCUUCUCCCCUCCUCUGGAGCCAUUUAGACUUUGCAGCUACACCUCGCAGGUCCCUGUUCCCCCCAUCCUUGGCUCAUAUCAGCUGAAGGAAGAGGAGAAUAACCUUCGUUUGAGCGUGUCCCUCAAACUUCACGAGUCUGUGAAGAACAGCUUUGAGUACUGUGCAGCACACCUGCCAUUCUUCAACAGAAAUCAGAUGGGUGUUGUGGAUGUGAAGGUGAGCUCUGGACAACUAGACGUGUCAAAGGAAAAGAAUCUGCUGGUCUGGGUUCUGGGUCAAAAGUUUCCCAAGUCUCAUGAGGUCACAAUGGAUGGUAAAAUAACGUUUUCUGGAUCCUCCCAAGGGCCUUCGGACCCUCUCUGCACAGGACUUACAGCCUACAUUAAGCAGUUGUACUUAAAAGUGCCAGACACGACUCUGUCCGGGUGUUUUGUUGACCAGCAUUCAGUGCAAGUUUACUCAUCCGCCAAACCAAGGAUCAUCACAUCCCGAGAACUCCUGUCCAAAGAGUACUACAUCUGGAAUUCAACAGGUCCUGCUCCCGUAUCCUCGGGUCAGAUGAUGAUCUAGCAUGGAUCCAUGGCAGGGAGCUUGCAGGAAGGUGGACAGCGUGCUGCACAUUGAGGGGAUUUAAACCCAGCUGUGACAGACGGAUCUGGAUUGAACUGCAAGGAUUUAUUGAAGUUAUUCUGCACAGCGCCAGCAACAAGUCUACAAACACUCAUUCCUGACCUGGAUGUCUUUAAUCUGGAGCUUUUCAUCUCUUCUUUUUUUACAGUGGAUUUUUGAUACCGCAAACAACUAAAAUGAACUUUAAAUUAGAUGUAGCUUUUCUUUAAUCCUAGCAGCUUCAAAAUUAUACCUUAGCAAGUUACAAAGAAUCCACAUAUUGUUGUAUCCACCAGUGAGCCUGUGGUAUAAUUCAUUAGAAACUGUAUAAUUCAUGCACUUCUAUUGGUUGGUUUCCUGGAAUGGA